This is a messenger RNA of Fragaria vesca subsp. vesca, 1612 nucleotides long. RefSeq lists its product as uncharacterized. Bases 137 to 898 code for a protein of 253 amino acids. The record is from RefSeq and is a predicted model, not a curated record. The transcript has 3 exons. NCBI's taxonomy places the organism in Eukaryota, Viridiplantae, Streptophyta, Magnoliopsida, Rosales, Rosaceae.
UGAAAUUCGGCAUAUACCCACAUUUCUCCUCCACUCUCAUCAUCACCAUUUCUGCGUUUUGUUUAGAAAACCAAAAACCCUCUCUCCACGCUUCUCCCGUCAACUCUCUCUGAAAACCAAACCCUAAUCUAAACAAAUGAAUCACCCACAACCCCAAGACCACGCCGACCCCCAGCUCCCCCAAAUCAGAAUCCACCACCCCAACUCCCCCCGCCACCACUCCUCCCCUGCCGGCGCCACCCCCACCCCCACCGCCGGCGCCCGCCGCAAGCUCGGCGUCGCCGUCGACCUCUCCGACGAGAGCGCCUACGCCGUCCGCUGGGCCGUCGACCACUACAUCCGCCCUGGCGACGCCGUCAUCCUCCUCCACGUCAGCCCUACCUCCGUCCUUUUCGGCGCCGACUGGGGCUCCACCGACCUCUCCCUCGCCGCCAACGACGACCUCCUCCUCAACACCUCCUCCCCCAACCACGCCUCCAAGCAGAAUCUCGAGCACGAUUUCGACGCCUUCACCGCCGCCAAGGCCGGCGAUCUCGCCCGCCCCUUGAAGGAGGCUCAGAUUCCCUACAAGAUCCACAUCGUCAAGGACCACGAUAUGAAGGAGCGGCUCUGCUUGGAGGUCGAGAGGUUAGGGCUCAGCGCGGUCAUCAUGGGCAGCCGUGGCUUUGGUGCUGUCAAGCGCGGCAGUGAUGGUAGGCUUGGCAGUGUCAGCGAUUACUGCGUGCAUCACUGUGUCUGUCCUGUUGUGGUUGUGCGUUAUCCUGAGGAUAAGGAUGAUGACAAUGCCGCCGGAGCUAGCGCCGCUCCUGCUGCUGUGGUUGCUGUUAAGGAGGAUGAGGAGGAAGAGGCUGUAAUCAAGCCUGUCCCUGCCGAGAAACCGCAUCUUAAAGAUGCUUAGUAGGUCGUCCAAGUAAAAGUUUGAUCUUCCCAAGUAAAGUUUGUGUAGAUGUCUGAGUCAACUGGGAUUGGAUUCUAGUCACUGGAUUAGCUGACAUGUAGAGGAGUCAGUCCAGACUGGUGCUGCUAGCUUGCUCUUUCUCGUCCCGCCUGACCUCCCAAACUACUUUGUCAUCUGCCGUAGUGACUUUGGGAGGGAUUGGAGUCGGUAUUUGUAUGGUUAAUGAAUGAGAUUUCUGGAAUUCAGUGAGGCGUAUGAAACUCUGUUUGUCUACUGUAUGUGUGAUCUUACUCGUUUUCAAUUUCAAGGUUGUGCUUUGUUGUUGUUGCCAGUAAUACACAUGUUAUCUUGAAUCUGCAUUGUUAUACAUGGAUUUGUGGACAUACCCUUGCUACCCCUAACACUAUCCUGGGAUGUUCUUGCUUUUGGUACAUGUUCGGUCUAUCCCUUUGUUUCUUUGUGGUUCGCCACCUACCCUUCUCAUGUGCGGGGGUGUUUAGGACUGUGUUUAGUUCGACUUCAUCGAAAUAAUCAAAUCCAGAUGACAAUAUUAAUGCUGGCUUAUAGUUGAGUCUUAAUACCCUAGUUACUAGUUCUGUUACAGAACUCGGUCUUUUGUUUUGAGAGAGUCAUUGGAUACGGUAAUAUGGAGAUGCGCCAAAUGGCUAUAUUCCAAAAGGCGUGUAUUUAUCCACAGGGUUUGUUUUUGUGUAC